GACUCUGACAUAAGUCACAACGGCAGCUGUUCCUAUUGAUAGUGUCAAAAACACCGCGCGCACAGUAUGGGUAUUUAAAACUCAUUAGAUACUAAAAUAAUAUAUUUUUUUACAUUUGUUUUAAAUACCCAGUAACUAUGUUCGCCAAACCAUAUAAAUUAAAAUCAAACAACACAUUAAAAAACUCAGGGAAAAAACAACUUGCGCAACGUAUACAGUAUGAGUUUCCGGCAAUUACUGAAGAAAAAGUCAAGGAAUUGAUUCCGAACAAGUCAAAUGUUAGUUAUAUGGAGGUGGUGCUACACUCCGGUGACACUGCAGGAGUGUACGUGGUGGACGGAGUACCAGUUAUGAUAGAUCUCGGUGAAAGCUUGCUCCCAACUGUCUGUGCUCUAUGGAAAGCCCCAGAUUUGGUGCCAAUCAUUUGUAUACACACCCCAGUUCUAAGUAAGAUCCAAGGAGGGGCCCCUCUCUAUGUUCCUGGUGUAAACACACAUGGUCAGUUCCCCCAGUACCGUUCAGGGGCAGUAGUGGCCGCUUGCACAGGAGACAAUGCUGCUGCCUGUAUUGUUGGACGAGCCACAAUAUCCUCUGCUGAACUAUUGAGAGACAGAAUGGGUGUUUGUCUGGAAAUCCUCCACGUAUUUGGGGAUCAACUGUGUAAAGAAAAGAAAUUCAUGAGAAUAGAGAGACCCAAACUAGAUCCAGCGAGCUACAAUGUAACAGAACUAUUGACAAACGAGAUCAACAAGUUAAACAUUCAACCAGUGAAAGAGGAAUGGCCAAGUCUCGUGAAGGCGGAGUCUUCACCCAUCAAUGAACCUGCGGUCAUAGCAGACUCAGGGCCUGAAACAAUUACAAAUGUGGCACAAGACGAGGAGAAUAAUGACCUCGAUAAUACAGCAGACUCAGAGCUGUCACGUGAAGACUCCAUCCCGAGUGAUAUGGACGGUCUCCUUCGUUGGUGUUUACUUUCAUUUCUGAAACUGGAGGCUAAACACAUUGAACUGCCGCUGAAGACGAACUUACUAUACAAGAACCACCUCAUGCCGCUGUGUCCGUCCGACCGAACCUUAGAUGUUAAGAAGUCGAGCUUCAAGAAGAUGGGGAAGUUCCUGGAAGCCAUGCAACGGGAAGGCCUCAUCGAAGUGCGCGAGAUAGAGAAGGGCGUGGACGCCCUAGUGUCCGUGGCGACCUCUCACCCCCUGGUGACGUCACACCGCGCGGUCAGGCCGAGGGCGGCGGAGGCGGGCGGGGGGGAGCGGGCCGCGGAGGACGACUACGUGCCGCCCACCAUCAGGGAACUGUACUGUAUCACGGCCAACGUCGUGGACCUGUUCCAACCUCUCAAGAAGGGCACGCCGCUGUCGGCGGGCGAGGUCCGCGCCACGCUGACGGAGUACAUCAAGAGCCACGAGCUGGUCGCGCCACAGGCCCGCGGCUCGGUCGUACUGGACGGACUGCUCGCUAAGGUCACCGGGAAACGGCCGGAGUGUGAGCGUCACGUGUUGUACCAGGAGGUGAUGAAGCGCGAGGAGGUGACGUCAUGUGUCCUGGGGCGGAUGACGGCCGCCACUGAGACGCGCUUCGCCGACGGCACUCUGCGCCUCAGUAAGGUGCGCCUGCAACCAGUCAGCAUGCAGGUCGUCAUGCGCAGCGGAAACAAGAAGGUGACCCUGGUGUCCAACCUGCAAGACUACGGUCUAGACCUGUCCUGCUUGGCCCGCCAGUGGCAGGCCGGGGUGGGAGCGGCCUGCGGGGUCACGCGCUCAGCCGCCAGCAAAAAUGACCAACUCAUGAUACAGGGGGAUCAGACUCAUUUUGUGGCAAAGAUGCUGAUAGAGAAGUAUGGGCUGCCCAAGAAGUUCCUUGAGGGAGCCGACAAGGCCUUGAAUAAGAAAAAGUAAACUUGUUGCUAUUGUAUUUGUUGAUGAAUAAAACACUCCAAGGUUUUCCUUAA
Molecule: messenger RNA, 1960 nt
Organism: Danaus plexippus (monarch butterfly)
Lineage: Eukaryota; Metazoa; Arthropoda; Insecta; Lepidoptera; Nymphalidae
Gene: eIF2D
Product: eukaryotic translation initiation factor 2D
Exons: 12
Coding region: 138-1907 (589 amino acids)
Biological process (GO): translational initiation; formation of translation preinitiation complex
Molecular function (GO): translation initiation factor activity
Source: RefSeq, a predicted model, not a curated record